Molecule: messenger RNA, 1230 nt
Organism: Linnemannia hyalina
Lineage: Eukaryota; Fungi; Mortierellomycota; Mortierellomycetes; Mortierellales; Mortierellaceae
Source: the annotation of a GenBank genome assembly
AUGUCAAAGAACGAUCCCCUCAGCCUCUUACGAGAGUUCACCAUCGCCAAGCGGGAGCCUUCUCUGGUCGAUGCCUCAGGAGCAACAGUCCAGGAGCUCACAGAUGCCACCAGCGUGGUCUUUGACGAUGGAACCAAGCAGUUCAAGUUUGCAAGAAGCACCCCCACCAACUACAGACGCGGAGCCUCUGAUGAAUUCUACACCCUCGAAACACUCCUCUUCCUUCUCCAGAGGUCCACCCAGAGUGUUGCCGAAUAUUCGUUGGAGGGUGCUCAAAAGAUGAUCCCGACCGUUUCGAUCCUGGACAAGAGAUUGGUACUCGACUAUCUUCAGGGAGCCACAGCACAUUCUGCCAACAUUGUAUACCAGACCGAGUCGAAUAAGCGAGCAGGAGACGACGUCGUGGAUAGCAACCAGGAUUCAGGAGCAAAGAAACCAAAGACUACGACACACUCAGCACCAGGAAACGAUAGCGAGGUCUUGAGCCUCAUCAUGUCAAAGGAGCGAUUGGCCAAGACAACCGCAAGUGUUUUGCGUGGCAGCAAGUCAUUCGCCAACAUUCAAAAGAACGGGAGUGAGAUUCUCAUGGGCAAAGGAAAGGACGACAAGGGAAUCAAGAAACCAGAUCCAAGACAACCAGGAGCCGCACCCCCAGCGUCUUCAACGGCACGGCCUGGAGCAUCAUCAUCUUCCCAAACCCCUCGACCUUCAGCAAACCCCUCUCAGGCUCCGAGUCGGAUGCCUAUCAUCAUUGUUCCUGCAGCUGUCACAUCUAUGAUCACCAUGUACAACGUCAAGCAGCUUCUGGAAGGACAAGAGUUCGCUGACAGUGGAGAUAUUCGCAACAAGGGAGAAUCCAAGCCCAAUCGGCUCAAGAUCCACCGUCGCAUGAAGCCAAACGAGACAACGAAGGUGCCAUACGAAGUUAUCGACAACACAGAUAUCCUUAGACCGGAAGACUGGGAUCGUGUUGUGUGUGUGUUUACGACGGGAGCAGAGUGGCAGUUCAAGAAGUUCAAGUGGCAGAAGCCCGUCGAGCUGUUUGCUCAAGUCAAGGGAUUCUAUACCAAGUGGACCGAUGAGCAGCCAAAAGAGACUAUCAAGACCUGGAACGUCGAAAUUCUCAGCUUGAACCGUCACCGUCGACACGCAGAUCGGGCUGUUGUCACAGAGUUUUGGGACAAGUUGCAGGGAUGGUGUCUCGCCAACAAGCCCUUCCUCACCUGCUAA